AUGGCUAACAUCCCGGCUUUGCCUGAUGCAAGCGCUUGGGCCUUGCUUAAUCUGAAAUCUGGUAGUAAAACCAAACAGACUAAACAGUUAAAGCGUCUACAGCAUGGCUCUACACCUCUCAAACCACCAAAUGAUUUGCGUGACGAAAAAAAGAACCGUAGAGUUAAGUUUAAUUUGAAUCGCGAGCGUCUGAAUCUUUGGAAGGGCCCCGUUCAUCAGAAUCGGUUGGCGGAUCAGCUAAUUUUUCCUCUCAGGAGUCAUGCCAUUCAGUUUUCUACUUCCGAUGAGGCUAAGGAAGCUAAACAGCUGAAGGCGUUAGAGGCGUUGAAAGGUGAUGCUGGAUCGCUUCAAGGGGCACUUUCUAAGAUUUUGUAUAAGAAAACGGCUGAGCCCGUUUCAGCCGUAAACAAGGAAAUUGACGAACAGUUGAAACUCGCCCAUAAGAUGUGUCUCAAGGCCUCCGAUCAAAUGAAGCAACGGUUGCGAGAAGUGACAUUGCUUCACAAGGCUAAGCUCCAAAAGCGAAUCAAGAGCAAGAGUUAUCAUCGUCGUGCUAAGCGGCGUAAUAUGAAAGAAUUUGAGAAGGAAAUUGCCCUUCUGCGUUGCAAUAACCCUCAAGCCUUUGCUGAACGUCUGGUUGAAGCAGAACGUGUUCGCGCCAAGGAGCGAGCAAGCUUGCGACACAGGACAGGCGGAAAGUUUGCGAAAAUGCAACGUCUGCGGGCGAAGUAUGACAAGGAGGCGAGAGAUGCUGUGGCUAUCAUGCACGAUCGGGCUCGAGACUUAACGAAACGUCGCCAGAAUAUGGAUGACGAUGAUGAUAGCGAUUCUGUGAUAUCAGAGCUUAAUAUCAGCUCCUCGGAGGAAGAGGAAUCGAGUGAGGAAGAAGUUGCUAUCAGUGACGCAGAAGUGGAAGAAGACGGUAUAGCACCUCACCUCACUAGCUGGUGGUCUAAAGUUGAAAACCAGCCAGAAAAGCCUGCCUCUCCAGAGUUGGAAGAAGGAGAUGAUGUCGAAAUGAACACCGUCACCCCUGCCGCGCCAACUAUCCUCUCUACUCUUGCUUCAGAUGACAUGCUCCGAAAGUCUGUCCCUCUCUCUACCGAUGCCAACUCCGAUGUAAAGACCGCUGAGUGCCUAGAUCCAACGGACGAAAACUUCUACGCUGCCCUCCAAGAGGCAGUAGGAGACGUGAGCGCAGUGGAAUCGGCUGCGGCAGAGUUUGAGGCGGAGAAGCGCGCUGUAAAGGAGGAAGAGGAACUUAAAGAUCUGGACACCUUCCUACCUGGUUGGAAUCGAUGGACCGGUCCUGGCACCGAGAAAGCGGACGAGAGACUCCGCCGCAAACGCCUCAUUAAGGCGCCUAAGCGUAGACGUAAGGAUUUGGGACGUGCCAGGGUCAUCAUUAAGGAAAAAGUGAACGAGGAACUACGGAAGCAUUUGGUGAAGAAGAUACCCUUCCCCUACGCCACACCAGAGCAGUACGAGCAGGCAAUGGCACAGCCAGUGGGUCGCGAGUGGACCACAGAAGCAGCUCACAAGGAGCUCACCAAACCCAAAGUCGUCCUCAAGGCAAGUCGGAUCAUUAAACCAAUCAAUCGGGACGUCGCUCUGCUUCGAGAGAAAGAUUGUCUUCGUUUACUGACGGGCAAGAAGAAUGUUUGA
Molecule: messenger RNA, 1665 nt
Organism: Hydatigera taeniaeformis
Lineage: Eukaryota; Metazoa; Platyhelminthes; Cestoda; Cyclophyllidea; Taeniidae
Source: the annotation of a GenBank genome assembly